Besnoitia besnoiti is the source of this 3546-nucleotide messenger RNA. RefSeq lists its product as uncharacterized. NCBI's taxonomy places the organism in Eukaryota, Apicomplexa, Conoidasida, Eucoccidiorida, Sarcocystidae. The record is from RefSeq and is a predicted model, not a curated record. The transcript has 9 exons. The coding region runs from base 1 to 3546 and encodes 1181 amino acids.
AUGUCCCUUCCGUGUGGUCCUUGCGCGGACCAGGACGGGAGGUCUUCUGCCGCUGUCCCCUACUGGAGCGAAUUUGCCCAAGGUCCGAUGCAGCCGCAACAGGCGAACGCCUUCGGCUGCAUGGCUAACUCGCGACAAACCUCUCAGUCGAGCGCACCCAACGGCGAUGUCGCUGCGCCACGCGGAGGCGUCUUUUCACCUCAGCGACCAACAGACAACAUGACUCUCUUUUGGUCCAGUCCGUCGUCAAGCGAGGCUAUGCUCUAUGCACACCCCGCCUCCGACGCUGCGAAGUCCGCAGCGGCAGGGGGCAUGCAGGCCCCUGGCGUGCCAAGCUUCGGUGUUCAGGAUCAGCGUCUCUCAUCGCGGCAGCCUCCCCCUCCCGCGCGGUUGACCAGUGGGAAUCUUCCAGGAGAUUCCUUUGCGAAUCCUACCCUGCCCGCGGGCAUGCAGCCCAUGGACCAGCUGCCCUCCGGUGCCGGGCUCUCGCGGCUGCCGCCUUUCAUGGGACAGGGCGUCGCCGCGAGUAGCGGCCCCGUGGGAACUUCGCAGCAGUACGUCGGCAGUUUCAUGUCGAGUGCCAGCCCCGCCGAAGACAGCCACAGCACUGAGGCGAACUCUGUCCUCGAGCUGAGCGCGGACGCGCUGGCGUCUGCGGAAAAGUCGACAGAGAGGAGCCUGAGCAACUCUGCGCAGUCCAGGACCCCUUCGACGGAGUUGGCCGCUGAAGCCGCCGUGAAGCCAAGUGGAGGUAAAGGCGCAUCUUCCACGUCCGGGCCAGCCACUGGGAGACGCUCUCGGAAGCAAACCUGCUUCGACCAUCUCUACAACGACGCACUUGUGAGACGCGCACGCAAGCAGAAGGAGGAGGAGGCUCUUCAGUCGAAACCCCGAACGGGACCGAGUCGGACGCCACAGCAGUGGGAGCAAAGAUGGGCAGCGAUGGUGAAAAAACACCAAGACAAACUCAUUACGAACGAGAACCUGAAGCGGAAGUUGGAAAUUAGUAAAAUCGAAGACGAGAGCAGGGAGUGCACCUUCAAGCCGGUCACGUGGAGCUCGCGGAAGCCUUUGGCUCAGCAGAAGGCGUGCCUCCUCAAGAUGAAGCAGCUCACCGAAAAACAGCGAGAGCUCAAGAACGCGGUCUAUGUCUUGCAGCAGGAGGAGCGUGAAAUCGACGAACACAUCGCGAAAGAACUGCAGGACGACAUCGCAGUCGUCUCAGAGUCCGGAAGCGAAGAGGAAGUACAGAAGAUCCUGCAGUUUUACCGGCAACUCCGAGCGGAGGAAACCUCUCGACUCCGCUCCCUCAAGCUCGACCUCGUGUCCCAGGUCUCCAGACUGGAGCAACAGUUCAAGAAAACAGCGGCCACGGCGAAUCUCGAUGAAGCAGACACCGCCGCCACCGUCGGGUUUGACAUGAAGCUGGCUGGGCUCGUGCGCGAAGAAGUCCGAGACGACAUCGACGCUGCCAACUCGCUCCGCCUGGGCGCUCGCUUUCGCACACUCCUGGAGGCGGCAACGGGUCAGCGCCCCGUUCACCCGAGUGAGGACGCUCUGUACGCACCCGUCGAGCCCUGCGAUUCCUACCGUCGCUCCAGCAGCGCCGGAGUGGGCAGAAGGACCACGUCGCGCCCGCGGUGCACGCAGCGCAUACGCUCCCCACUCGCCUCGGCUAGGACUGGCACGCCUCGCUUCACCUACACGCCCUCUCAAAGCGACGCGCGAGACAUUUUGAGCCGCCCCCUGACGAGCCGCGCUGCCGGCCCCCGCGAGGCUGUGCCGCCGGCUCUCAACACGCGCCGAUCAACGCUAGCCGGAGGACACAUCCUCUCGACUGGCCGUGGUGGACCCCAGGAGAACGCCAGAGCUUUGGCAAUGAGCCCCAGAGCCACGGGCUUCUACGGCAACGCGCUGCCGUUCCCUCACGCUGCGCCUUCUGCCGGGUACCAGCACCCCGAUAUGGUCCGCGCUGCAGCCCCGCAGAACCUCCCGGGCGUCGCGGCGGCCAACGGAAACCUGGGCGGAAAUGCCGCAGCCCUCGCCACCCCGUGCACCGCCAUGGAGCCCAACAGCCAGGCGCGAGUUCCACCCUUCGCCGCCUACGCCGGUCCACAGAUCCGUCAGCCGAACGCCUUCCAAGCGGCCUGCCACUUCAAUUCAAGCAGCGGCUUUGCAGGUUCGCCAGAAGCGCUGCAGGCUCCCAUGACCGCUUGGCAGAGGGAGAAAGCGAAACAGCAAGAGCUGCGCGCCCAGCUGCCCAGCCCUCAGUCCAGCGCGGCGGCUCCGGGUGGCGUCGACCGACAUCGGCGGGUGUCGGUGGCGAGGGGUUCGUCGCUGGCGACCAAGAGGAGCUCCAUCACCCCCACGUGGAGUGCAGCAGGCAUGCAAAUGGACUACCACGCGUUCGACAGAGAGGUCAGUCAAGGCGCGGCCUCCUCACGCGGUGCGACUCCACGCUUCAGCUCACAGGAGAAAAACGCCUCGAUGCGGGCUUCCUUCAGCCCGGCAGCACGCGGAUACACGCCUCAGGUCCCACCUGCGGCGCAGCAGUGCCAAGUGGCCCAGACGGGCACCCCCCGUCUGCCGCCCACGAAUCGACCUCACCCGGGCAUGCUCGCCCCCGCGGGCUCCACCCAACCCUGGAGUGGGCAGCAGGGCGGACCGCAGGCGCUGCACAUGGGCGCACAGGGCCGACCUCAGCCGAUGCCGAUGCCAUACGCGGCCAGCCCGCUUCAGAACGCAGCUGGUGCGCACCCAGUGAACGCUCCGGCAGCGCCGUAUCAUAUGGGUUCGACGAGUCUCCCGGCGGGCCUUCCGUCAUACCCCAGCAAUCCCAACCAGGCGCAGGCAAUGAUGAACGUUAACGCGCGUGGCCAGCAGCAGCAGCCCCCGCAAGCGCGGCCUCUCGCUGGGGCUCCAGUGCAACCGGUGAUGUGCGGUGCACCUGCCUUCGCCCCUCAUAUGAUGCUUCCGAACGCAGCCAGCCGUCCUGACUACCCGAUGUGGUCCAGCCUCCAGAGCAGCGCCGCGGGCGCGGCUGCCCCAGGCUCCUACGCGCAGCCGAAUCCGGCGGUGGUCGCCGGUCUCAACAGCCGGAGCGCAGCUGAGGGUCCGAACACCACACUGCCGGCCGGAACAGAGUCGCAGUACCCUGUGUACCCCUCUGUGUCCCGGGCUGUCUCACUCGCUCCUCAGAACGGAGCUCAGUUCGCUCCGGACUUUGCCUCGUACCCGCAAGCCCCUACGAACGCCCCCCAGGCGACUCCUCGGCCGAAAUAUUCUGUGCAAGGAGAAGUGGACGCCGUGAACUCUGCGCCAGCAGCUCCGAGAGCAGCCGGUGGCGCCGUCCUAGCCGCUCCUCCUCAGCCUGCGAUGGUGAAAAACAACCAGCGGGCUCCCAGCGGAGCUCCUGCGCCGACACUGCCCAGACUUGCCGGAGGCGCGAUGCUGAAGGUGGGACUCAGCGGCCACGACGGAUUUGCGGAUUUCGCCGCCACCGCCAAACAACUCCAGCGGACGACGAUGGUGGGACUCCGAGCCUAG